CAAGUAAUUUAACAACCGGUUCUCUGCCCUAAUGAUUUCUUCCAACAACCAGUUUGCCAAACUACUCGGAAAGUUAACAACCGGUUCUCCCGAAGUGGUGCAAACUGGCUGAAUCCCACCACUGAGGAGACCCUACACCAUUUCUGACAGAUGGCAGUCUAGUCAAUAGAAUUGAAUUGAAUUGAAUUGAAUUGAAUUGAUUUUUUUAUUGGCCACGUGCGAUUGGACCCACAAGGAAUUUAUCUUGGUGCAUACGCUCUCCGUGUACAUAAAAGAAAAGAUACAUUCAUCAAGAAUCAUAAGGUACUACACUUAAUGAUAGUCAUCGGGUACAAAGCUUCUUGAAAGCUUCCAGUGAUGAAGGUCCCACAACGUCCGAAGGCAACUUCUGUUCCAUCGGUUGAUUGUUCUCACUGUCAGAAAAUUCCUCCUUAUUUCCAGGUUGACACUCUCCUUGAUCAGUUUCCGUCCAUUUAUUCCUUGGCAGGAACGUUGAGUUGCUGGUAGUCAGCUCGUGUGGGAGAAGGGCGAGAGGAACAAAUACAAUAACGAAAUAGUUUUAAAACCUAUUUGGGUCAUGGGCAACGUUUGUGGAUGACUCUUUGAUGGGACCUAACCCUCUCGGAAUGCUGCAGAAUUAACAUUUUUAUCAACUGGAAAUGGAAUAUAGCGAAUGACGCAAGAGUUGUGGCUUUCUCCAUCUUUUCAAGAUCACGAGAAGUGUGAGAAUAAGCAACAUCCAACUAUUGGCAAAUAAGCCCCAGAUUGUGUGGGCAGAGGGAGAUGGGAAAGUGGCACCACUUUUGCUGACCCACUCAGUCAUUUUUUUGUUGCUUUUCUGCUUUGCUUGGGAAGAAGAAAACCCUUUGCAACAUUGCCAACCUCAUUCCAGAUGCUUCCACUUCAGAGCAGCAGCCGGAAACCAAAAUAUGACCUUGGCUCGCUUGUUGCUUGUUCGCAUUCCUGCUCCCUCUCCAGGCUGCUGAGCUCCUUCAUCUUUCAUUGAAAAACCAGCCCUUCGGCCCUCCGAAGCCCAGUCUUUGCAUGUGGUUUUUUUCCACUGCUUUUCACCAGCAGAAAAGAAAGUGUCAGCCUGCUGAUCUGAUUCGACCUAACAAGCUCUAGAUCGCCCAGCACAGAACAUAAUUGGGAAGUUGGAAGACUUCAAUGCCAGCCUUUGUCCUGGGUGGAUAAGAGAUCGGAAAGAAACUGGAGUUUCCUCUUAGAACUGGCAUUGUUCUGCAAAGCCGCUGAACUCACAAUGGAUUCAGGAUCUAUGCCGCCUUUGUUUCACUUCCCUUACCAAAACUAACAAAAGGAUCCUUCGAGACCCCAGACUUGUGGAGAAUGGACCAUUCUGUGAAUGGCACCCUAGCCGAGAAGCACAGCCCCAUAGAUUACGGAGUCCAGAUCCGGUUCAUCGAUGACCUGAAGGAGCCCAGGAAAUCCCAAAAAGUCCGCACCAAGGCAGCCAAGCCGGGUUCCUACGGUGUCGCGGUGCGAGUUCAGGGUAUCGACGGUCAACCUUUCGUGGUCCUGAACAGCGGCGAAAAAGGAGGCGAUUCCUUCGGGGUACAGAUCAAAGGAGGAAACAAAUAUGGAAGGCCAGCUCAGAACCAGACUUCUGAGGAGACCUUUCCGGGCUCUCCCAGGACGGGGUCUUCCUCCAAGGACAUUUCGGGGUCCAUCAGCUCCGACUCGGAUCUUCCCGAAAAUCCUUACGGGGUGAAACCUUCUCGAUACGGAUCUCAGUACAGCACCUCGGACGAGGAACCGGGUCUCCAACGAGUGCCCCAAGCGGAUAGCUUGGAUGGGAUUCGCGUGUCUCGUAGCAACCAUGCCUCUGCUGCCCAUGGUGGCUAUCGGACCCUGCCCCACAAAAAAUCCAUGGGGCAACAGCACCUGCGGCGCACUCAGUCCCACAGUUCUUUGCUUGAUCCUGAGCCAAGCGAUCCUCAAGAGACGAGCCACUCUCGAACUCAUAACUCGGGUUGUAUUUCCCAGUCCUCCCCUUCAGGCAUCCCAGAAAGGGGUACUGGUGCCCGUAAUCCCUCUCCCCCCAGGCUCCCCAACCGUAGGGAACCCACAGCCACUAACUUCUCUGGUUUGCGACCGGUCCCCAAGCCCGUGUCCUCAGACACGGACUCGCCUGAGAUGACCCAAUCGGUACGGACCAACAACGGCGACAUCGACACGAAGCCUCUGUCCUCCGUGGACUCCUUGAUCCACAAAUUUGAUGGAAAGGCUCCCCCGAGGGGCCGAGCUUCCCGCAGGACCCGGGCCUCCCCCGAGAGCCAUCAGCGCUCACGGAGCCUCGACGGGAGGAGCGCUUACCACGAUACGGCCGACGGCCGAGAACGAGAGAUCGACAGGCAUCAUCAUCCAGGACAUUUGAAAGAGGUAGCGCAAUCCUCGGCGACUAAGCCGCUCAUUUCGGCCAACGCCCCGGGCAGCCGGGGAGCCUCUGCUCAAGCAAUGAAGGAGAAGGAAGUAGACAAAUCUAAGAUGAUCCAGGAUUGGGUCAACAAGAGUCUGGAGGAGCCCGGGACGGAAAAACAGACGAGAAAAAUCCAGUCUGAUUUGCAGCUGAAGUCCACCCCAGACCUUCUGAGGGACCAGCAGGAAGUGGCCCAGCCGGGAAGCAGCGAAUACACCAAGGAACUCAUCUACAGCAUCCUGAAGGACAGGAGCAAUGAAAGUGAUGCCACAGCGAAGCGCAAAACCAACCUGAUCUUUGAGAAAAUCCAGGCGUUUGCGGCCGUCCCUUCAUCCGAGCUGAGAGGAUCCGGUGCGGAGGUGACCAAACCGAAGCUGAGUGUGGACGAAUCGGACAGCCGGACCAAGGCGGCCCAGGGUCUCCCUCGCAACCUCCAAAUCCGGCUGCAGGAACUGGAGGAAGAAUGCCAGCGACUCCGGGAAGCCUUUGAGAAGAAGAGCCAGGAGCUCCAGAGCAUGGGGAAAGAGUUGAGAGACGUCCGAGCGGUCAAGGAGCAGUUGGAAGCCAAGCUGACCGACCUCGAAGACCAACUGAGCGAGAUGCAGAAGGCCCUGGAUCGCUUUCAAGAGCUCUCCUCGGGCAGCCCAGAUCAGGAUGCCUUGCUGAAGGAGCUUCUGGAGACCCGCGAAGACCUGGAGGAGAUCUUGACCGCCAAGCAGAAGCAGGAAGACCAGCUCCGCCAGAGGGAACGCGAGUUGACGGCUCUGAAGGGGGCUCUGAAGGAGGAGGUGGCCAGCCACGACAAGGAGCUGGAUCGGGUCCGGCAACAGUACCAGCAGGACAUGGAGCAGUUGAGACGUAACAUGGACGACGUGUCUCAGGAUCAAGCCAGUCUGGAGGCCGAGAGACAGAAGGUCAACUCUCUAGUGAGGACCCUCCAGACGGAGCUUCAAGAAAGCCAAGAGGAGGCCGCUCACUGGAAGGAAGUGUCCCAACGAAACAAGGAGGAGCUCCGUAGUGUCAAACAAGAGCUGCUGCAGGUUAAGGUGGAACGGGAGGAGUUUGAGGAGGAUCUGAAGGAGAGCCGCGAGCGUUUUGCAGCCGUGCGGAAAGAGAUGGACCAGAUCCGGAACCGUUCGACGGACACUGAGGGGCUCCAUGAGCUAAGAAAGGAGCUCCGUCAGGCUCGGGAACAGCUGCAGGACAUGGUGGAGGAGAAGGAGGAGCAACACAAGGUCCUACGCUUGCGGGAGAGUGAGAUUGUGGACCUGAAGGAAAAACUCAAUGACGAGAUUGCUUCCCAUAGCCAGGACAUUCAGGGAUUAAAUUUGAGGUUCCAAGAGAAGAUGCAGCAGCUCCAGAAGGACUAUGAGGAAGAGUUUAAGACCAAGGCGGCCCUGGAAGGCGAGAAAGAGGCCAUGGAGCAGACAAGGAAACUGGUGGAGUCCACCCUGCGGGAAAGCCAGGAAGAGAACGAUGACCUUCGCCGUAAGAUCUUGGGGUUGGAGACCGAACUCAAGGAAUACCACCAUUUUGCUGACAGCUGGCAAGACGUGGAGAGCAGGCUGAAGGAGAAGAUUUUCAAGUUGGAGGCUGAUCGCAAGCAGAUGGAAGAAUCCGUCAACAACGCUGUGGAUCAAGAGCAGGACUUGCUGCUGGCCAAGAGGACCCUGGAGAGUCGGCUGGAAGAGGCUCAGCGCAACCUCAAUAGACUCACCCUGGAGCACCAGGACCUGAGUACCUCCUACCAGGAGGAGCUGAAGCAGAAGGAGACACUCAGGAGGGCCAAAAACGAUCUGGAAGAGGAGAAAAGGUUGCUGGACAGAAGCAUCGUGAAGCUGAGCAAGGAGAUGAAGCAGAUGGCCGAAGAAUCUCACCAGGCCCUCUCGGACCUGCAGUCGCAGCUGGAGGAGUACAAGGAGAAGUCGCGCAGGGAGAUCAGCGACUCCCAGAAACAGGCGAAGGACCGGAAUGUGGAAGUGGAGAAGAUGCAGUAUGAGUUGGGGAGAUGCCAAGACGAGGUGCUGCGUCUCAAACAGGCCCUGCAGGACAGCCAGGCCGAGCGCGAGAACGCCGUCCUGGACAAGGAGCUCCUGGCUCAGCGACUCCGCAACCUGGAGCAGGAGAUGGAGACCAAGCGGCGAUCCCAGGACGAUCGAUCCCGCCAGGUCAAAGCGUUGGAGGAUAAAUCCAAGCGCCUGGAAGUGGAGCUGGACGAAGAACGCAACUCGGUGGAGCUUUUGACCGAGAGGAUCAACCGAUCCAGAGAUCAGAUCGACCAACUGCGCGCUGAGUUGCUGCAGGAACGGUCUGCUCGCCAAGACCUGGAAUGUGACAAAGUUGCUUUGGAGAGACAGAACAAGGACCUCAAAAACCGGCUGACCAGCAACGAAGGGCUGCAGAAGUCCAGCGCCAACGUCUCCCAGCUGGAGUCGCGGAUCCAAGAACUUCAGGAGAAGCUCCUGGUGGAAGAGAGGGAGAAAACCGUCUUGCUCUCUUCCAACCGGAAGCUGGAGAGGAAGAUGAAGGAGCUGAGCAUCCAGAUCGACGAAGAGAGGCAGCACGUCAACGAUCAGAAGGACCAGCUGAGCUUGCGGGUCAAGGCGUUGAAGCGGCAGGUGGACGAGGCUGAAGAGGAGAUCGAGAGGCUGGAGGCGGCACGUAAGAAGGCCCUGAGGGAGCUGGAGGAGCAGCACGAGACCAAUGAGCAGCUCCAGAGCCGGGUCAAAGCCCUGGAGAAGGACCUCUGGCGCAAGGCAGCACGUUCGACGGCCGAGUCCUCUCUCCGGGACGACCAGCUGAGUUCGGACGAAGAGUUCGACAGCGCUUACGGCCCGUCCUCCAUCGCGUCACUCUUGACGGAAGGAAACCUCCAAACCAGCUCCUGUUAAGGGCCUCUCAGGGUUUGUUGGGAUGCUCUCUAAAGAUCCCCCGGGAACUUCGCAAAACUCACGGUGGGGCGGGAUCCCUGCCCCACAGGGAGAAAAGGUUUCUUCCCCAAUGGGGGGGGGGGGUCACCGAAGCAACCAACUUCUUGAUUUAAAAAACAAAAUUGGAGGAAAGAUUUUUAUUUUUGGUCGCUACCAGAUGGAAAACCAGAGCCCCAGUCUGUAAAAGAAAAACUUGAGUAUUAUUUAGGUUUUUUUUUUUAAAAAAAAUCUGGUUCUCAGGGCAUUGAUGAGCGGUUAAAAUAACAGAGCCUCCUUUUAAAUAUGUAUAUUUUUUUGUACAUACGUCGGGUUGCAUGGAGAUGGCGACGGGCGUGCAAUUAUAUUGCAGAACAAUCCAGAAUGUUAAAAAUGGGGCCUUGUUGCAUGGAAUGGAAGCCAAAGGGAUUUUCUUCACCCUGGCCUGUUCAAGUCCCUCUGGAAGAAAUAUUUGCGGUUUCCUCAACUGAAUCUUUCCUGCAUUGGCUUGUCUUGUGUUCCCCGCCACAAAGAAAUCUCAACCAGAGGCGGCCUUCCGGAUGUGUCUGAAUCCCAAACUCUCUUCAGACUGCUGGCUGGAGAUCUGGUGGCGGGUAGUUCCGCAGGAUCUGGAAGACGGCUGCCCCUCUCUGAUUUUUCCUGCUCUGUUCUUCUCGUUUUAAAGGAGUGCCUUUCCCUCCUUCUUCCCCAGAAGGAAAAAAAAAGAUAAUUUUCAGUGGGCAACUAGAGGUCACGUAGACCUUCCCACUUAGAAAACAGUGAGCAGUUUUGGCAACCCCCCCUCCCCCCAAGGAGGGCUCUGGCCAAUUCCUGGUGUUUUCCUCCCAUUAAAUCAACCAGGAUUGGGUCGAGGAUGCUGGAGAGUUGCCAAAAACGGAGACGGUUGGUUCCCUAUCCAUUUCACGCUCGUAUCGGUCACAAGAAGCAAAUUCAUGCAAAAAAAAUACCCCACCGCAAUCCAGAUUUAAUCUGCAGUAUGUGCCUCUUUCUGACUUUGGGGUGCGCAUUCUACAGACAACACCCCUUGUUUUUAUGAUUUUGAAAAAUUCAAAAUUUUUCAGAUUCAACUAAUCUUCAUGAAAUCACCAUCCUUGGCACUCGGUCAACGGAAGACUCCGGUUUACAACCGGGGCCCAUAAAAUGCUAUCCGCAAUCUGAUAUUUGGGAACCGAGAAGUCCCAUCAUCCAUUCCUCCAAGCCCAGAGGCUGAUGGGACUCGGAACACCUUCCUCUGAAGACAGUAGCGCAGGUGGUCAUAUCUCCCCGGUUAGAAGGAACGCAACCUUGUUGUGAAAAUAAAACGACACCAGAGCAGAGUCAAAACCCGGUAACCUAUCCGAGAGAGGUGGGGGAGGAAAAAAAUGGAAGGAAAAUAAUAAUAAUAAUCCCCUUUUUUUACAAUUCUCUCCUUUAACUGGAGCCCCAAACCUGCCUUCCUAUAGCAUCUUUUUUGGAGGCAGGAUUGGAUGCUAAAUUGGCCAUUUUUAAGAACGACGCGACUGCAGCAACGAAAUUUCCCUCCGCUGUUUUUCCAGUUCCAGUUGUGUUUUCAGGGCAAAAGAGGCAACCCAUCAGCCUCAGCGCGUCGACAGCUCCUUGGCAUCCCUGCGUGAUCCGGAUUCCUGUCCGGUGAGGCGGGUUUUGAACCCGCCAGUGAGCUGGCAGAGAAGAACGCGGCUGCUUUGCAAAACCCUGCAGCGUUACCCAAUUUAUUAUUUUUUUUUCCAGGGGCUUCUGCUUCCUCGGUUUUUCUCUCUUGGGACCCACCUCAGGUUCCGCCAAAAAUCACCUCUCCAGGCCUCGCCUGGCACCGAGUGCCUUAUUGUCAGUGAGCAAAAGGAAACUUUUUCCUGGGUUUUUCCUGGCCUGGUUGCCCCAGGAACGUGCUCGGAAACGCAACGCAGAUCCGUACCUCGGCACCCAGCCGGUUGAGGGGAUGGAGGGAUGGAGGGAUUCUGGGAGUCUAAAUCCCCAAAUCUUAAAAAAGUUGCUGAGGUUGGACAUCCCCUGAACUUUUAAGGCAAUGCUGGCAAUCCUGCUUCUGCAAAAGUCCACCAAUGAAUCUGGAUUAAAUUUGGAAAUCCCAAUCCGUAGGAAAUAUCGGCGUUUUUCAUCAAGGAGGGAUUUUUUUUCUUUCUUUCGACAAAGCUCAACUUUAUCCACAACUCCGAAUGUUUCAUUUCCUAUUUUUUUUUUUUUAAAAUCAAAUGCCAAUAGUUCGCCGUUAGGGAAAAAAACCCAUCCAAGUUUUGAGCCAAGACGGUGAGAUUUGCAACGGAGCUGUACGAUUUUAAAUAGCUGCUAAUGCAAUCCGGGCUGAAUUUUAAGAAUGGAUCAUUUUUUGAUUUCCUGGAACUUUAUUAUAUAUAUAUAUAACAUAUAUAUAUAUAUGUAUAUUUUCCUGAUCUCGGAUGAAAAUCAAACUCCUUGUAUGUUGAUUUUUUCAAAUAAAAGAGCUAUAUUUAUCGA
Messenger RNA from Pantherophis guttatus, 7833 nucleotides. It is a transcript of the gene CGN, whose product is annotated as cingulin. Gene Ontology annotation, cellular component: myosin complex; bicellular tight junction. The record is from RefSeq and is a predicted model, not a curated record. Gene Ontology annotation, biological process: microtubule cytoskeleton organization. Lineage: Eukaryota; Metazoa; Chordata; Lepidosauria; Squamata; Colubridae. Gene Ontology annotation, molecular function: microtubule binding.